Messenger RNA from Mercenaria mercenaria, 2172 nucleotides. RefSeq names its product interferon-inducible GTPase 1-like. NCBI's taxonomy places the organism in Eukaryota, Metazoa, Mollusca, Bivalvia, Venerida, Veneridae. Gene Ontology annotation, molecular function: GTP binding. The record is from RefSeq and is a predicted model, not a curated record. Gene Ontology annotation, cellular component: membrane. The transcript is spliced from 2 exons. The coding region runs from base 41 to 1264 and encodes 407 amino acids.
GUUGCGAUGUUGAUAAUACGAAAUCAUCAUAUAUAGAAAAAUGGCUGCUUCAUCGCAUGACGAGUUGUUGGAAAUAAAAGCGGCCACUCAAAAAAUAAAAAAUGUGCUAGAAAAGGGCGGUCUUGAAGGACUACGAAAGGAAAUAAAUGAGAAUUUAUAUCUUUGGCAAGAAACACAGCUGAAUGUGGCAGUAACCGGAAGUUCCGGCGCAGGAAAAUCGACAUUAAUAAAUGUGAUGAUGGGCUUGAAUGAGGACGACGAGGGAGCAGCACCAACCGGGGUCACUGAGACAACUUUGGCAAUAUCUACGUACAAGAAAGAAAAUAGCAGAGUGACAUACUGGGAUUUACCUGGUGUUGGCACACCAAAUUUCCCGAAAGAUACAUACGUAGAGAGAGCGAAACUGAAGGACUAUGACUUCUUCAUUCUGAUGGCUAGAAGCAGAUUUACCGCGAAUGAUGCCUGGUUAGCAAAGCAGAUACAAAAACUAGGUAAAAGGUAUUACUUUGUAAGAUCGCAUAUCGGCCAAGAUAUUCAGAAUUAUAAGAGGGCUUAUCCAAACGCGGAGUCUGAAAAAGAGCUGAACGUCAUCAGAAACGAAUGUGAAAACAAACUGAAGGAAGAGGUUCAAGAAAAUACCACAAUUGUCGGACAAUCAAUACAUUUAUUUUUAAUAGAUAGCUUUAUGUGCGAAAGCUACGAUUACAACCAACUUGUAGCUGCGCUUAUUAGAGAAACCGGUGGAUUGAAAGCAAGCAUUUUAGCGACAAGUAUCUCUUCUGCUACACAAGAGAUUAUAGAUAAGAAAUGCCGCGGCCUCUUCAUCAGAAUUCAGUACGUGUCUUUUCAGUCUGGAAUGAGAUGUACAGUUGCUUCAGCCGAGCACGAGAUGAAAGAUGUUUUCGAGCAUGAAAGUAAAUAUUAUCGAGAGGUGUUUGAAAUUGACGAUGACACACUGAAAGUCGACGGAGACUUGUUCAGUCUUUCAAAACUUGACACUUACAUGAAGAUAAAACAGCUAAAACGAAUUGAUAAACGUUUAAUCACAUCACAUGUGAUGGGGAUAAAAGAAAGCAUAAAACACUUCAAAAAAAAGAUAAGAUCCGAUUUAGAUAAUAUGAAUAUAGGUCAGAGGAACUUUAUUUGCAUAGUAUUUAACAUGUUGUUAACGUACAUGAAAUGCAUGCAUAAAAUUGCUAGAAAUCUUUUCCAAAAUGUACCAAUUCAGGUUGCCAAAGAGUGCGCUGUUAAAACAGGGCUUUAAACUGACAAGUAAUGUAUUAAAAAAAAAGAAAACAAUACAUGGAACAAACUAUUUCGGAACAAGUUUUCUUUUAAUUUAUGUAAGCCACAAUUGCCAAAUACACGGUUCACGUUCAUUUAUUAAAUGAUUUUUUUUUCAUCUGAGUUUCGUUUCAGCAAUAUUCAUGUCUUUUAUAUUAAUUUACUUUGCAUGAUAUGAUAUCUAGUAAACUUUAGGUUUAGUAUUGCUGUAAGGUAUACAAUGUAGUUUUUAUUAUUACAUGUGAGUCAUUGUUUAGAUAUCCAUAACGCUACAAUAAUAAUUUUAAAAUCGGAUCAUUAUAAAAAAAAUAUGAACUUUCAAAAUUAAGGAACAUGGCUGACAAAGAAGGUAGACAUUUUAGCGUUAAUGAAGACAUAUGUACACUGCUGAAUUAUGUCUUUAUGAAAUACUUUUCAAAUAUUUUUCAAAUAGACGAAUAUUGACUGUUGUUGAGUUUAAGAUAGAAAUCAUAUUGUUUUCUUUCUCUCCUGUUCGAAAACAAGAGAAAUUACGUUUUCAUAAUAUAGUUAAAAUGAAUAUCUAAAACAGAUCUAAUCAUACAUUUUGUUUUCGCUGCCAUUGAAAUAAAAUGGCCACCAAUUUGAUUAAAUAUUGAAAAUCUAAUUCUGAAAAAUCUUACUGUGCCUAAAAUUAUUUAAGAAAACCAUGCAGACAAAAUAAUGAUUACUAGAAAAGCAUGACCUUUUCGUUCCAACUAUGACUAUUGAUUGCGAACUUUAUCAGGGAAGGGUCAUUAUGAAAGGAAAAAGUAUUUAUGAGCUAAUUUACUUUUGACAUAAUCCGACUCCAGAUGUUCAUUUUUUACUUUGUUCAUUAUGUUUCAAGUUGCAUCGUUUAUUAUGUAUUUAUAUUGGAAAUAAAAUAUG